Molecule: messenger RNA, 2820 nt
Organism: Endocarpon pusillum Z07020
Lineage: Eukaryota; Fungi; Ascomycota; Eurotiomycetes; Verrucariales; Verrucariaceae
Exons: 2
Coding region: 1-2820 (939 amino acids)
Cellular component (GO): cell cortex of growing cell tip; actomyosin contractile ring
Molecular function (GO): MAP kinase scaffold activity
Source: RefSeq, a predicted model, not a curated record
AUGCCUCGAUUGCGAUCGCCCUACUCUGCGAAUGGGUCGCAGGGUAAUUCACCAGAUAGAGGUACAGGGAAUGGCGUAAAUGGAAAUUUUGAUGGCAUGCCCCUCGGAGCAAUGGAUGAGGCUCGACGACCGUCGGUACCUGCAUCGCAGGCACCUUCACCUCCGGCUUCGAUCGCAAACUCUCGUUCAAGUGAUGGCACAUUGUCCGACCAGCAGAGUAUGAAGUAUAGACGAAUGGAAGAUCAACUUGCGCAACAUUAUGAUGUCCUGAAGAGGUACCUAAACGGAGGACAGCCACAACCCCCUCGACCGAACAAAGCAAGAGAUAAACUGCUCCGAUUGUCAGCAACUCAAUUUCAUGAGCUGAGUACAGAUGUGUACGACGAGCUCAUACGGCGACAAGCAGCAACCCCCCCACGACCCCCUCCCGGUCGGCCUCCUCAACGACCCCCAAAUGUUCCUCCUUAUCUGCUACCUCGAGCCGAGUUUCACGAGAAACGGAACCAGGCGCGGCAGAAGCUUUCUUCAUUGCAGCCGCAGCGCUUCCGUGACCUGGCUACCGACGUCUUCUGUGAACUAGAAAGGAGAUUUCCACACUUCAGAAACAUGAACUUGAGCCGGCGAGGGAGUCCAUCAUCCAGCAUACAUGGGAGCCUUCCUUCUCGAGGACCAACUCCUAACGGUCUCCGCCCUGGGCCACCUGGAUCAACCGCAUUUGGCCGUCCUCCUCGAGGAGUUUCUGGUGGAGGACCCGGGUCGCCCCCCGUAGGUUUCCGGAUGAAUGGCCAGCGGCAACCUGUAAGAGAGGGUUCGCUAAGUAGCCCUCCGCCUGGAGCGGAGGGCUUUGGUGAAAAGAGUGCGCUUAGCCCAGAAAGUGACUAUGGAAAGCCAAUGCCGAAACAAUUUCAGAGUAAUACUAUAACUCCUAAUAAAAGUACUAUGGUGGAGGAUGAAGAGGACGAUUUUGCAAUAUAUGACGAACCGUAUGAGAACGACAGACAAAGUGAUGCAUUUGGCCUGGAUGGUCAAGCUGGUGUGGGCACAGAGAGCCCAAGGGACACAACUGCAACAACGCGAAGUGGAUCGGGCUCCGUGAUGAACGCGAAGCUCGCAGAAGCUCAUUCCAAAGCCAAAGAGUUGCAGUCCAGGAUAGAGGAGCUGGAAAUCAGCUUGAGCCUCAAGGACGAGGAAAUUGGUAGGUUGCAGGACGCGGAGCAGAGUCGCUCGACGGAAAGUGAUUGGAUCGAUGUGAAGCAGGACUUGGAGAAGAGGCUGGGAGAUGCGGAGUCGCUAAAUCGUUCGAUGAAAGAUCAGCUAGAUCGAGCCCACACUGACCAGGCAAAUGUGGAACGAGAUCUGCGCUCACAGCUGGACAAGGCAAAACGCUCGCAAGCAAGUGAUGGUGGUUGGAAAGCAAAGUACGAUCAGCUGGAAAGUGAACAUAAAGCCUUGCAAGCAAAAUUGCGAGAGCAGCAGCACGUUACCGAAGAAGUGAGACAGCAAGCUUCCGGGUUCCUGAACGAGAUGCGCGUGAUGGCAGAGAGUGGAGGAUCCAACUGGGAAAGGGAAGAUAAGCUCAGAAACGAUGUGAGAAGACUCGAGGAAGAGGUCAAGGAAUGGAAGGGCCGCUAUGCAAAGUUGAAGGCUCAACUACGUAACUUGCGCGCUUCUUCCAUUGGUCUGUCAAUGCAGAGGCCGGACGCGGCUCGAUAUGUGAAGGCCGAUGAGUUUACUCAAUCUGACGGCCUGGUGAAGGAUGUACAUGUCACCAAGUUCCAGAUCUCAAUCGAUGAACUACUGAGGAUCGCCCGGACCGAAGACCCAUCGGCUGUGCUGGAACAUAUGAAGUCUGUCGUGGUAGCCGUUCGAAGCAUUACGAGCGAUGUUGAUGCUGCUGGCAUGGCUGAUAAGGAUGACGAGAAAGCGCAUCGACGAGGUAGGCUGAAGUCCAAGGUGUCAGCUACAGCCAACAAUGUCAUCACCGCCUCGAAAAACUUUGCUUCCUCGAACGGCAUUUCGCCUGUCAGUUUACUGGAUGCAGCUGCUAGUCAUCUGACGAUGGCGGUCGUCGAGCUGGUGCGGGUGGUCAAGAUUCGACCUACGCCGCCGGGAGAAGUGGACGACGAGGACGAAAUAGUGGCGAACACGGAAUCAAUGAAAGACUCUACCUACUUCAAUGUCGAGCCCAGCCACAUGAGGAACCAGAGUGCCAAUGACAGUAUCUACAGUGCUGUUAGCACACCACAUGGGAGUGUCGGUUCAUCUGGCGCGAAUACAGCCACGCAUUUGACAUCUGGGUCAAAAAGUAGUAAUGGCAGCACUACUACAACAGGAUAUGGUGGACCUGGCGAAUCAGAUCCAGCAGGCGUACAGCUCGGAUUUGGCAUGAGAGCUCAGGAGGAUGGGGAGUUGGAAGAUCUCAAGCUCUACUUAGAAGACCAAACCGACUCCCUAGUCCAUUCUAUCCAAACGCUCGUGGGCUCCAUUCGUGCUGAAGCCGACCUGCCUCAGAUUCGCACACAUAUUUCUACCAUCGCCGACGUUGUCGGGGAAGUCAUCACCGCAACCGGGGACUCCAUAGCCUCGUCCGCAUCGCUCCGUGCAAGCGUUGAACCGAUCGUCCUCAAUCUCACAAACUGCAGGUCGAGACUCAUCAGUGCCAGUGCCGAAAGUGAAGCCCUGAGCGAGAAGAAGCGAGUGAAAGACUUCCUGUCCCAAUUGCCGCCUUUGGCUUUCGAGAUCGCGAGGGAAACGAAGGAGCUGGUGCAAAGGGUUGAAGAAACUGAUCAGGAAGUGGGACAAGGUCAGGAUUACUCGUGA